CCAAGCCUCACGUCUUUCUGCGCGGGAUUGGUGCCCCGCAAAAAUAUUUUUGAGCUUCCCGUCCUUCUAUUCUAUUCCCGGAGGAAGGCUAGUUCAAACCUCACUUUGAGUAUUCUUCACUUGGGCAUUCUGGAAGUUCGGAAAAACAGCGAUCUGUGACUACGAGUACGACUACGAUCACGGUACGAGCUUUGUAUUCGCAUACUGCAAGGGAGAGCUCUGAGGGAAGAAGGAUAGGAUAGGGUUGGAUUGGAUUGGAUUGGACUGGACAAGGAAGGCUAGGCAAGGCUUGUGAAGGAAAACACAGACAGCAGAGGAUAUCAGGAGACUGGGAAACGCAGUGGCAGGGCAGUGGUAUUGGAUGAGGACUGAAUUGAGUGGAGAAGAAAGUGUUUCGAGGGAACGAGCUUGAAAGGACAGGACAGGACAGGACAGGACAGAAUAAGGCGCAAUGGCGACAAAUUCGAUUAAGUUGCUUACGGGCAAUAGCCAUCCGCAGUUGGCGAAGUUGGUUGCUGAGAGGUUGGGCAUUGAGCUUGCGAAGACUAUGAGUCUGAACUACUCGAAUCAGGAGACUAGUGUUACGGUUGGAGAGAGUGUUAGAGACGAGGAUGUAUUCAUCCUCCAAUCCACCGCCCCAGGCGACAUCAACGACGGCCUCAUGGAACUCCUCAUUAUGAUCAACGCCUGCAAGACUGCAUCAGCACGCCGCAUCACAGCAGUAAUUCCCAAUUUCCCCUACGCACGUCAAGACAAGAAAGACAAGUCCCGCGCUCCUAUCUCCGCAAAGCUCAUUGCAAAUAUGCUCCAAACCGCUGGCUGCAACCAUGUCAUCACUAUGGACUUGCAUGCUAGUCAGAUUCAGGGCUUCUUCAAUGUGCCGGUUGAUAAUCUGUAUGCGGAGCCGAGUACAUUGAGGUGGAUUAGGGAGAAUCUGAACAUUACCGAGUGUGUUGUUGUUAGUCCUGAUGCGGGUGGUGCGAAAAGAGCAACAUCCAUAGCCGACCGUCUCGAUCUUGGCUUCGCCCUCAUCCACAAAGAGCGCGCCCGACCCAACGAAGUCUCCCGCAUGGUCCUCGUCGGCGACGUCGAGAACAAGACCUGCAUUCUCGUAGACGACAUGGCCGACACAUGCGGCACUCUCGCCAAAGCGGCCGAAACGCUCAUCACGCACAAAGCCCGUGAAGUCGUCGCCAUCGUCACGCACGGUAUCCUCUCUGGCAACGCUAUCGAGAUCCUCAAUAAGAGUCAGCUGAGCCGCAUUGUUGUCACUAAUACGGUGCCGCUCCAGGAUAAGGAGAGUAGGUGUGAGAAGUUGAGGGUUAUGGAUAUUAGUCCCACGCUUGCCGAGGCGAUUAGACGGACGCAUAAUGGGGAGAGUGUUAGUUUCUUGUUCACGCAUGCGCCUACUGAUUAGACCAGCGGCAAGACCGAGAUGUUACUUUUUCCUUUUCUUACAUGGAUAGGUGGGAGAGAGGGAGGGUACGUGAUUAGAAGGGAGGUCUUUUGUGCAAGAUUGCAAUCAAGUUGAUAGCUCAUCGAGGAAACUGGCAUGGCGUGGAGGCGUAAUAGGGACUUUCUAAUCCCGUUUUUGGUCUUUGAUGGGUGGCUUGGUUAUGCAACCAAAUAAAUCAAGGUCAUGAUAGCAGAGGAGUAGCGUUACAACAAGCAUUCAUUUGUGUUGUAUAGAUCCAAUAAAUUGCAUUGGAAAGGAAUUGAAGUUCUGAGUAAUGUACUUAUUUGAAUAAGCCUGUAGGUGUGGCGUGAGAGCGAUAAUACUGUAUCUCACAAACUCUUUUAGCGUCUUCUCCCCGGACAUGGUAAGAAACCUGGGCAUUGGUGGAUGUAUGGCGCGGGAGUAGAUACACCAUAGGACGAUGUGGUGGAAUGGCUGCAUGUAUAGGUUGCUGGAUUUGAGUGGAGGAGGUCGACCAGAGGGUGGCUAGGG
Messenger RNA from Cadophora gregata, 1948 nucleotides. RefSeq lists its product as uncharacterized. Gene Ontology annotation, biological process: ribonucleoside monophosphate biosynthetic process; 5-phosphoribose 1-diphosphate biosynthetic process; purine nucleotide biosynthetic process. NCBI's taxonomy places the organism in Eukaryota, Fungi, Ascomycota, Leotiomycetes, Helotiales, Ploettnerulaceae. The record is from RefSeq and is a predicted model, not a curated record. The coding region runs from base 452 to 1417 and encodes 321 amino acids. Gene Ontology annotation, cellular component: cytoplasm; ribose phosphate diphosphokinase complex. The transcript has 4 exons. Gene Ontology annotation, molecular function: ribose phosphate diphosphokinase activity; magnesium ion binding.